UGUGACCAUAUGAUACAUUCUAAAAUCCACAACGAAUCUGAAUGAGUAAGAGAAGGCCUACUGUGUCAAAACACAGGCCUCAUCCUCCCGCCUUCUUUCCACACACCCAUUCCCAACGCCACACAAAUGGCGACAAUCUCCACAUGCUUCACCAUCACACCCACAUCCCGACUCCUCACCUUCACUUCUUCAACCUUUCACAAACCCUUCCCCAAACCCUUUCCGUUCCAACCCAACCGGAGAGUCAAUUUAAGGACUUCGGCUUUUGUACCAAAGGCCACCGUCGAUGUUAGCCAAGCGAUCAGGCCGGGCGGGGUUGUGGAAACAGAUAAGAUUCCUACUGAUGUCAGGAAACGAACUAUGGAUGCUGUUGAUGCUUCUGGAGGGAGGGUGACUAUUGGUGAUGUGGCGAGUUUGGCUGGGCUUAAGUUGAAUGAAGCUCAGAAAGCACUUCAAGCUCUUGCUGCUGAUACUGAUGGGUUCUUAGAGGUUUCUGAGGAAGGUGACAUUUUAUAUGUGUUUCCCAAAGAUUAUCGGCUAAAGCUUGGUGCCAAGUCAUUUAAGAUUAAAGCUGAACCAUUUUUUGAAAAGGCUAAGGGUGCUGGAGAAUACUUGAUAAGGGUUUCUUUCGGGACAGCACUUAUUGCAUCCAUUGUAAUUGUUUAUACUGCAAUAAUUGCUCUUCUAACUAGCAGCCGAAGUGAGGAGGACAAUCGCGGAAGACGUGGGGGCAGAUCAUAUGAUUCAGGAUUCACUUUCUUCUUUAGUCCAACAGAUUUAUUCUGGUACUGGGAUCCAUAUUACUAUAGGAGGCGAAGAGUACAAGUUGAUGUUGGUGAUAACAAAACGAACUUCAUUGAAUCAGUCUUCUCCUUUGUGUUUGGAGAUGGUGAUCCCAAUCAAGGAAUUGAAGAAGAAAGAUGGAAGUUGAUUGGGCAAUACAUAGCAUCUAAUGGUGGUGUUGUUGCUGCUGAAGAACUUGCUCCAUAUCUUGAUAUAGAUUCUACGGAAAGAAUUAAGGAUGACGAAUCCUAUAUAUUACCGGUGCUUUUACGAUUUGAUGGUCAACCUGCAGUUGAUGAAGAGGGAAACAUUCUAUACAGGUUUCCAUCUCUUCAGAGGACAGCUUCUCAAAAGAGUAAUAGAAAAGAAUAUGUUGGAAAAAGAUGGGCAAGUUGGGUUGGAGGAGUUGAGAAAUUUUUUGAGGAGAAAAAAUGGCAAUUCAGCAAAACUUCGUCGUCGGAGAGAGCUAUGGUCAUUGGUCUGGGUGGCCUUAAUCUCUUUGGGGUUAUUGUUCUCGGAACCAUGUUGAAAGAAGUGGCAGUUAGACCUGAUAGCUUCAUUAAAUUUGUUGCUGACAUAUUUCCUAUCCUUCAGAUUUAUGCUGGUUCUUUCUUUGCAAUUCCUUUGGUUCGGUGGUUUUUUGUUCGGAAAAGGAAUUCCAACAUUGAAAAGAGAAACAAAGUUAGGCAGCAGUGUGCACGAGUUCUUGAAUUGCCUGACAUUUCAUUGACGCAGAAGAUUUUCAACGCCCGGGACAUGGCUCAAAAGACAGUGAUAGGGCAGGAUCAAAUUGUGUAUAGUACUGACAAGGACUUUCUUGAGCAAGAAUUUGAAGCUAACGAAUGGGAUAAAAAAUUUCGGGAGCUAGAGAGAUCUGAUUGAGAAGGGUUAACUGUUAUAUGGGUUAAACAGUUUAACCGCUACAUAUAUGAAUUAUGUAUUUCAGUGUUACAUGGGUGGCAAUUGGAUGAUCACAGUAGAAUUUUGCUGCUUCAAUGAUAAUGGAGUCAUGUGCAUGAAAAUUUCAGGCUCCUUGUAUUUAUUUACAUUUUAGCAGAGCCUAGGCUGCAUAGCAUUUGCUUGUGUAUCAUAGUUUUAGUUCAUCUCUUUUAGAUUUUGACCUAUACAAGACUAAUAGUAAAGGUUUCAGUAGGAAAAACAAGAUUCAAUGUAAUACUUGGUAUAAUGGGCUUUAUAGUUUUUUUCGCCUGAUUAAUGCAGAAGUUCUUAUUGUGCAAA
Messenger RNA from Lathyrus oleraceus (garden pea), 2022 nucleotides. RefSeq lists its product as uncharacterized. The coding region runs from base 127 to 1665 and encodes 512 amino acids. Gene Ontology annotation, cellular component: chloroplast envelope. The record is from RefSeq and is a predicted model, not a curated record. NCBI's taxonomy places the organism in Eukaryota, Viridiplantae, Streptophyta, Magnoliopsida, Fabales, Fabaceae. The transcript is spliced from 13 exons.